UACCAAUGAUUGUGAAGACGGUUUGGUUCGGUCGAAAGCACAUUCUUUUAUAUGGCGAUCUGCUUCAAUUACCUCCUGUACAUCAAGGUCCUAUUUUUGUACGAUUACCAAAUGACAAAAUUAAUAAAUGUGUAGGUUCUUUAACUGCUGUUAAUUUGUGGACUACAUUAUUUGAUUAUGAUGAGUUGACGAUCAAUAUGCGUCAGCAAGGGGAUGACUCUUAUCGACAGUUGUUGUCAAGAAUUCGUAUUGGUUUAUUGACAAAGUCUGAUUGCGAGAUUCUUGAAAAUAGACAAAUAUCGUUUAAAGGUGAUUCUUUUGAAUCUAGAUUAACCGAAUUACGUAAUUUUAUUAAUGAUUUUCCGUUGGACAUUGUUUGUUUAUUGCCUACUCGUCAUAUGUGUGAUGUUCUUAAUGCUGCAAUGUUAAACCGCAUUGCUUCGAAAGAGAUAUUAAUUGCCGAAGACACGAUUGACUGUAUAUCAUAUGUGAGAAAGAAAGUAUCAAAAGUAUUAUCGAAUAAUGAUGAUGAUAAUUCUAAAACUGGACUUUAAAAAGAAAUUGCAAUUAAGAUUGGAGCAAAAGUUAUGAUAAGGCGUAAUAUUGAUGCUACUUUAGGUCUUGUGAAUGGUACAAUAGCUAAGGUAAUAUCAGUUGUACAAGAUACGUCUACCGAUGAUGUAGAAAAAAUAAAGCUUCUUUUACCAUCAGGAUUAGAAUAUUUAAUUGAAAGAGUGAGCGUUAAAUUUGAAGUGGUGGAUAGAGCGUUUGUUACUAGAAAACAAUUUCCAUUGUGUCUGAGUUAUGGAAUCACCAUUCAUAAAAGUCAAGGAUUGAGCUUACAAAGUGCUAUUAUGAACAUAGGCAACUCUAUAUUUAAUUGUGGUCAAGUUUAUGCUGCAUUAUCACGAGUAACCUCUCUAAAAGAGUUGCAUUUAAUUAACUAUGAUCCUUCGUCAGUAAUAGCUGAUGAAAAAGCUAUUAGGGAAUAUAAUCGACCAAGAAAUCAGUACAAACCAGAAACAGAAAUAAUUACUGUUGCAAAAGAACGUUAUCGCAAAGUGAAAGAUGUUCCAUGGGCAUUGUCAAAAGUAAGUGCUUCAAUUCAAGAGAAUUAUCAAAAUAAAAAAUUACGGCAAAAUGUUGCUUGGGUUUUACAUGGUUUACAAAAUACAGACAAUGUCUCGUGUUAUGCAAAUGCAGCAUUACAAUGUCUAAUUUAA
Messenger RNA from Ooceraea biroi (clonal raider ant), 1223 nucleotides. RefSeq names its product ATP-dependent DNA helicase PIF6-like. The record is from RefSeq and is a predicted model, not a curated record. Lineage: Eukaryota; Metazoa; Arthropoda; Insecta; Hymenoptera; Formicidae.